Molecule: messenger RNA, 1393 nt
Organism: Micropterus salmoides (largemouth bass)
Lineage: Eukaryota; Metazoa; Chordata; Actinopteri; Centrarchiformes; Centrarchidae
Product: neoverrucotoxin subunit beta-like
Exons: 2
Coding region: 317-946 (209 amino acids)
Molecular function (GO): protein binding
Source: RefSeq, a predicted model, not a curated record
CUUUGAAUUACCUUGUUGUUAAAUUGUGCUAUACAAAUAAACUUGCCUUGCCUUGGUUGUUCUUUAUCUAAAUCAAGUUGUAAUAUUAGGCUGUAUAAAUAAAAGUAACUCAAUACUUUUCAAUCCUAGACAAAAAUGUAUCUGUUGGCCACUGACAUGAAGAUUUCUUUUAGAUCUACGCUAUAAAUUAUAUUUUCUACCUUUUAGUGUUUUUUGUCUUCUUUGUCUUUUUUAAUGGUUUUUUUGAGUCUGUGUAUGAAACGUGUCCGUUUUGUAUUAAAAUGUGGAUCUGAUGGAAGGUCUCUGAAGAUCACUAAUGAGGAAGCUUCUGAAGGUUCAUUCUGACUUUGUUUCUUCCUCCAGGUUGGAACACGGUGGUGAGCAGAGACUGAAACCUGGUCUUAGGAAGUAUUUAUGUGAACUCACACUGGACACAAACACAGUACACAGAUACCUCAAACUGUCUGGUAACAACAGUAAGGUGACAGUAGUGACAAAGGAGCAGCCAUAUCCUGAUCAUCCACAGAGGUUUGACUACUGGCCUCAGCUGCUGUGUAGAAAUGGUCUGACUGGUCGCUGUUAUUGGGAGGUCGAGUGGAGCGGAGAGGUUGAUAUAUCAGUGACUUACAAAGGAAUCAGAAGGAGAGGAAACAGUGAUGACUGCAGGUUUGGACAGAAUAAGCAGUCCUGGAGUCUGAGGUGCUCAGAUGUUGAUGGUCUCACAAAGAGAAAAACGGGCUCCUCCUCCUCCUUCUCCUUCUGCACCUCCUCCUCUAACAGAGUAGCAGUGUAUGUGGACUGUCCUGCUGGCACUCUGUCCUUCUACCGAGUCUCCUCUGACACAUUGAUCCACCUCCACACCUUCAACACCACAUUCACUGAACCUCUUUAUCCUGGAUUUGGACUAGAGUUGUGUGGUUCCUCAGUGUCUUUGUGUUCACUGUAGAAGGGAGAGUCUCCUACACUACUGACUAAGACAUACGUUUUUGUUAUGGGUCCUUUUAUUAAAGUUUUAUGGGGCAAAUUUUAGAUUUAGUGAACUUUUUCGUCAUAUAAAUAAUUAUGUAUAAAUAAUAAAAUCAAGUUACACACACACACACAGGCAUAUAAAUAAUCAAACAUAUGUAGUUGUUUGAUAAUUUAGAGAUUGUUGAUUUGUCAUUGAUCAUUGGAAUAAUAAUAAUAACAUAUUUAUAUAGCGCCUUUCAUGAGGCCCAAGGACGCUUUACACAUAAUUGAAGUUUGAAUAUGUCUACUUUGAAUUAUUUCCACAGUAAAAAAAAAUCUGUACAUUAAUGUAUAUGGAAGUAUGAAUGGUUCUGACAUUUAGUUCUAUCAAAAGAUGGACAGAUAUUUAAUCAAAAUUAAAAUGCUGAUUUUUAUGGGUUUUGUC